Numida meleagris (helmeted guineafowl) is the source of this 2356-nucleotide messenger RNA. It is a transcript of the gene NAP1L4, whose product is annotated as nucleosome assembly protein 1 like 4. Bases 219 to 1376 code for a protein of 385 amino acids. Gene Ontology annotation, molecular function: histone binding; chromatin binding. The record is from RefSeq and is a predicted model, not a curated record. Gene Ontology annotation, cellular component: nucleus; chromatin. Lineage: Eukaryota; Metazoa; Chordata; Aves; Galliformes; Numididae. Gene Ontology annotation, biological process: nucleosome assembly. The transcript is spliced from 16 exons.
CGGCACGGCGGCCGUGCCGUCGCCAGCUCCAAUCGGCGGCGGUUUUACUGACGGGGGCGCCCGCGCUUCGGCCAAUGGGAGGCGGCUUUCUUGGCGGCGGCGCAGCCCGAGUGAGCUUGAGAGGAGUCUGGCGCUGCUGAGGGGACGCGGCGCGGGCAGAGACCGAAAGAAAAACUUUGAAGAGACAGGCCGGACUUAAAGUGGAUACAGGCACACAGAUGGCAGAUAACAGUAAAGCAGAAGAUACUGCUUCAGAUUCUGUGGAGGCUGCUAAAAAUGCAAGUGACAAAAAAGAAAAGCUGGCAGAUCAGGUGAUGCAGAAUCCACAAGUCCUGGCAGCUCUACAGGAACGACUUGACAACACAGCGCUUACCCCUUCAAGUUACAUUGAAACUUUACCAAAAGCAGUGAAAAGAAGAAUUGAUGCCUUGAAACAGCUCCAGGUGAAAUGUGCCCACAUAGAAGCUAAAUUUUAUGAAGAAGUACAUGAUUUAGAGAGAAAAUAUGCAGCGCUCUAUCAACCUCUUUUUGAUAAGAGGAGAGAGUUUAUUAAUGGAGAAGCAGAACCCACAGAUGCAGAGUCAGAAUGGCACAGUGAAAACGAGGAAGAAGAAAAGCUAGCAGGAGACCUGAAAAAUGUAGUGGUAAUAGAAGAAAAAGCGGAAGCAGAAGAGACAAAUGUCAAAGGAAUUCCAGACUUCUGGUUUACUAUCUUUAGGAAUGUAGAUAUGCUAAGUGAAUUAGUACAAGAAUAUGAUGAACCAAUCUUGAAACACCUACAGGAUAUUAAAGUGAAGUUUUCUGAACCUGGACAGCCUAUGUCUUUCUCAUUAGAGUUCCACUUUGGGCCCAACGACUACUUUUCUAAUACAGUCCUGACAAAAACCUACAAGAUGAAGUCGGAGCCAGACAAGACAGAUCCCUUUUCAUUUGAAGGACCUGAAAUAGUUGAUUGUGAUGGGUGCACUAUUGACUGGAAGAAAGGAAAGAAUGUUACAGUUAAAACGAUCAAGAAAAAACAGAAACACAAGGGUCGAGGAACGGUUCGGACAAUUACUAAACAAGUACCUAAUGAUUCUUUUUUUAACUUCUUCAAUCCAAUAAAGGUAUCUGGUGAUGGAGAGUCAUUGGAUGAAGAUUCAGAGUUCACUUUAGCUGCAGAUUUUGAAAUUGGUCACUUCUUCCGUGAAAGGAUAGUCCCUCGUGCUGUGCUUUAUUUCACAGGGGAAGCUAUAGAGGAUGAUGACAAUUUUGAAGAAGGUGAAGAAGGUGAAGAGGAGGAGUUGGAGGGGGAAGAGGAGGGAGAAGAGGAGGAAGAUGCAGAAAGUGAUCCUAAGAAAGAUUCCAGCCAACCUGCUGAAUGCAAACAACAGUAAUAAGGAAAUACCACUUCAAAGUGAUAUUUGAACAACAUGUAACAAAUAUUUGGAUACCUGGCCUGCAGUUCAGGAUACUUCAUCGCUGCAGCACAAUCUUAUUAACAAUGCUUAAAAUUAAUUUGUUUUAAAAUGCAUGAUUUUCACUAACUUUUCUUUAUUGCUUAACAUGUACAGUGGCAACUUCAAUGCAUUUGGGAAAUAAGAGGUUUAAAUAAAGCACACUCUACAGCCGUUGGUACACUGUAGCUUAGUAUGUCAGUAGGCCUUUAGAGCCUUUUACCCUAUGCAUAGGGGAAUAGUCCAGACUACCAAGUGAAGAUUCUCCAUUUUCUUGUUCACCUUGAAAAUUGUGGGAUAGCAAUGUACUGAGAAGCUAAAGUGAAUGGAUUACAUGUAUGGUAGCUGAAACAGAGCAAUAUGAACUUUUUGCUAGUUCCCUCCCCUCUUUUUUAAUGUUUCUUGCAACCUACAAAUCGAACUAGUGCUUGAGCAGCUUUAAAUGUCAUAUUUAUUAUCUCAGUAAAACCAAUUGAAUUGAAGUAAUUUUACUUCAUUGAAGGGGGUGUCAUAUUUGAGACUUAGUUGUUCAUCUUACUAUUUAUUUAUUCAUGUUUGUAAGUACUUUGACAGAAUUAGUGCUUUUUAAUAGUUUUUAAUAUACUUGAAAAUAUUCUUCCUGUUUUGCAUAAAAUAUGGGUACUUGUAAAACAAAUUUUUUAAUUGGUCUCAAUGUAGUAGCCUAGGCAGAAGAAAUGAACUUACAUCAGAAUGACAACUCUUCUGGAUGAAGAUCAAAACAUAAAGGCCAAACUGUUGCUGUUGAUGGAAGUGGGUUGCAGCCAAAGAACCAGAAAAAUUCCAGUAGUCUUAUCGCUUAGUGUCCAGCAUGGAAAGACCUUACACUCUGAACACAGAAGUUUAAUGAGAUUGAAUUCAAUAAAUCUGAAGUUUUUGGUGUCUUACUUGCAACACUGAAA